Messenger RNA from Cotesia congregata, 297 nucleotides. The record is from the annotation of a GenBank genome assembly. NCBI's taxonomy places the organism in Eukaryota, Metazoa, Arthropoda, Insecta, Hymenoptera, Braconidae.
AUGCACACAUUGUUGUCCACAGGAAUUAUACUGCCGCAACAAGUAACUGUUGACGUUGUUGACAAGCAUCUGCAUUGUCUGCAAGCUGUCAUUACUUUCGUCGCAACAAAGACAGUGGAAAAUGUUUUCAUGGUCGAAAUUGUCGAAAAACACGCAGUUGCCGGACCAACCCAUCGUGCAGAGACAAUAAUGCACCGUAGCAGACGAAGCUUACAGGCGCGAACCAACUUUUGUACGACUGGUCGUGCAAAAGAUUGGGGACUAUUUAAGUACGUUACAUAUAGUAUCUAUCUUUAA